Messenger RNA from Rotaria socialis, 360 nucleotides. The record is from the annotation of a GenBank genome assembly. NCBI's taxonomy places the organism in Eukaryota, Metazoa, Rotifera, Eurotatoria, Philodinida, Philodinidae.
AUGAAUCGAAUUCAUGUGAUGUUGUUCGUACUUGUUUUUCUCUUUUGUAACGUCAUUUUUAUUUCAUCAUCAUCAUCAAAUGUCUGUUGUUACGCCAUAAGACAAUUUCAAGGGUUUCCAUGUUAUGGAAGCAUAUUUAACUAUAAUCUUGACUCAUCAGCAUUUCGAUUCUAUGCAAAUUUUUCAUUUCAAAUCCACGAUAAUACAGCAGAUUUGUAUUAUUUUGAAGCAGGUCUAGUUGCUGUGGUGAACAACACAUAUUCGACAAUAUAUAUGCCUUUAGAAUGUGGUACAUCAUUUCAACGUUUACUUCUAUUAAAAUAUGAUUUAGAAACGAAAAUUUAUAAGCAGAGUCGAUGA